This is a messenger RNA of Cavenderia fasciculata, 897 nucleotides long. RefSeq lists its product as uncharacterized. Gene Ontology annotation, cellular component: endoplasmic reticulum membrane. Bases 1 to 897 code for a protein of 298 amino acids. The record is from RefSeq and is a predicted model, not a curated record. The transcript is spliced from 4 exons. NCBI's taxonomy places the organism in Eukaryota, Evosea, Eumycetozoa, Acytosteliales, Cavenderiaceae.
AUGAAAUCAUCUUCAUCUGCGAAUAAGAGGACAUCAUCGUCAUCAUCAUCAUCAUCAUCAUCAUCUGAAUCAACAAUUGAUGAUUGUAAUAUAGAAAAUAGAAACAAGAAUAUUAAUACUACGACAAAAAAAAAAGAUAAUAAUGGUGCUACUACAAUCAACGAUGAACAUAAACCAUUACCAUUAUCAUUACUACUAGUCAUCUUUAUAAUUGCGCUUGCUUCAAUCACAUUUUUAGUAUUGAAGUUUCCUAGUUUAUCAGAUUUACCAAGAAGCUUUGAAGAUGUAAAACAAUUAAGCGAUAUAUUAAACCAAUAUACAGACGAUAACUAUUUUAUUGUCAUUACAACUUAUGCAUUUAUUUAUAUAUUUUUACAAGCAUUUUCAAUUCCAGGAUCAAUCUUUUUAUCAUUUCUAAGUGGAGCAUUGUUUGGUAUUUGGGUUGGAUUCCCAUUGGUUUGUGCUGUAGCAACGAUUGGAGCGACAUGUAGUUAUAUGAGUAGCUACUAUAUCGUACGUAAUUUGGUAAAGAAGUUCUUCCCAGACAAGUUGACUGUAUUUGCAACAGAGGUGAACAAACGACGUAGCAACCUACUCAAUUACAUCAUCUUUUUAAGAAUCACACCUUUUCUACCCAACUGGUUCAUCAACCUUGCAUCACCCAUCAUCGAUGUUCCCAUUGGUACAUUUAUGAUUGGUACAUUUGUCGGUAUUGCACCAGCCACCUUUAUCGCGGUCAAGGCAGGUCUAUCACUUCAAGAAUUGACCAAACCAUCCGAUAUUUUCGACACCAAAUCCAUUCUAUCGAUGGCAUUAUUGGCAUUACUAUCUAUUUUACCUACUCUUGAUCCUGUCAAACGUAGAUUAGAUAAAUUAUUAAAUAAAAAACAAGAAUAG